UGCUGACCCUGGAAGGAACAAAGGAAAAGCAAGUGGAGAAAACAAGCAACCAAACAGGAGAAAGAGGAGAGAUGAGGAAGGCUGAGGACAAAGAUGGGGAGGAGACAACGGAGGGCAGAAAUAAUAGCAGUUGACCUUAACAUUAGCAUCUCAGUGUUUUCUCAGAAAUAUGGAUGUAUUGUGAAAGAGACAAAGAUGGCAGCAAAGUGACUACAGUUGUAGCAACUCCUGGACAAGGGCCUGACCGACCACAAGAAGUUAGCUAUACGGACACCAAGGUGAUUGGCAAUGGAUCUUUUGGUGUCGUGUAUCAAGCCAAACUCUGCGAUUCAGGAGAGCUUGUGGCCAUCAAGAAAGUGCUGCAGGACAAAAGAUUUAAGAACCGAGAGCUCCAGAUCAUGAGAAAGUUGGAUCACUGUAACAUUGUCCGAUUGCGUUAUUUCUUCUACUCUAGUGGAGAGAAGAAAGAUGAGGUGUACCUCAACUUGGUGCUGGACUAUGUUCCUGAAACAGUAUACAGAGUUGCCAGACAUUAUAGUCGGGCCAAACAGACACUCCCUAUGAUCUAUGUCAAGUUGUACAUGUAUCAGCUGUUCCGGAGUUUAGCCUAUAUCCAUUCCUUUGGAAUCUGCCAUCGGGAUAUAAAACCACAGAACCUCUUGCUGGACCCUGAUACAGCUGUUCUAAAACUCUGUGACUUUGGAAGUGCAAAACAGCUGGUUCGUGGAGAGCCUAAUGUCUCUUACAUCUGCUCUCGGUACUACAGGGCACCAGAGUUGAUCUUUGGAGCCACCGAUUAUACCUCCAGUAUAGAUGUGUGGUCAGCAGGCUGUGUAUUGGCUGAACUGUUACUAGGACAGCCAAUCUUUCCAGGUGACAGUGGUGUGGAUCAGUUGGUGGAAAUAAUCAAGGUCCUGGGAACGCCUACAAGGGAGCAAAUUAGAGAAAUGAAUCCAAACUACACUGAAUUCAAAUUCCCUCAGAUUAAGGCACAUCCCUGGACUAAGGACUCGUCAGGAACAGGACAUUUCACCUCAGGAGUGCGGGUCUUCCGACCCCGCACUCCACCAGAAGCAAUCGCGCUAUGUAGCCGCCUGUUGGAGUAUACCCCUACUGCCCGCCUGACUCCCCUGGAAGCAUGUGCACACUCUUUCUUUGAUGAACUACGGGACCCAAAUGUCAAGUUACCAAAUGGGCGAGAGAAACCUGCACUCUUCAACUUCACCACUCAAGAACUGUCAAGUAACCCAUCUCUGGCUUCGAUCCUCAUCCCUGCUCAUGCUCGGAAUCAAGCAGCUGCUUCAACCCCUACAAAUGCUACAGCAGCCUCAGACACCUUCAAAACCUCCCUGUUGGCCUGGAGCCAUACCAUGCUGAGCUGUGAUCCUGUCAGAAAGUGUUAACCAUGGGAUGUUAACGCAGGAGAGCGAGCUCAGACCAAUAGCGCAGCUUCAGCCUCCGCCUCCAACUCCACCUGAACGGGUCCCGAGCAGCCAGCUGCACAGGAAGAAUCACCAGUAAUUUGAGUCUCACUCAGCAACACUGGUCACAUUUGGAAAGAAAAUUAAAAAGAGGAAAAAAAACAAACAAAAAACAAAACCCAACAACAAACCUGUUCAUUUUAGUGUUCAAUUUUUUUAUUAUUAUUAUUGUUGUUCUUAUUUAACCUUGUAAAAUAUCUAUAAAUACAAACCAGUUUCAUUGUAU
This is a messenger RNA of Alligator sinensis (Chinese alligator), 1707 nucleotides long. RefSeq names its product glycogen synthase kinase 3 beta (gene GSK3B). Gene Ontology annotation, cellular component: axon; nucleus; beta-catenin destruction complex. The record is from RefSeq and is a predicted model, not a curated record. The coding region runs from base 174 to 1403 and encodes 409 amino acids. Gene Ontology annotation, biological process: regulation of microtubule cytoskeleton organization; extrinsic apoptotic signaling pathway in absence of ligand; regulation of neuron projection development. Gene Ontology annotation, molecular function: tau-protein kinase activity; ATP binding; protein serine/threonine kinase activity. Lineage: Eukaryota; Metazoa; Chordata; Crocodylia; Alligatoridae. The transcript has 13 exons.